UUAUUAAAUAUUGAAAUUAGAUGAUGCCCUUUUGAGGAAUUUUGGUUAUGGAGAUGGAACCAUCAUAUUAUAGUGUUCUUGGUGUUAAUGUAGACUCUUCUGAUGAAGAAAUUAGAAGGGCUUAUAGAAAGCUAGCUAUGCAAUGGCACCCUGAUAAAUGGACAAGGACACCAUCAUUAUUAGGUGAAGCUAAGAGGAAGUUUCAGCAAAUUCAAGAAGCAUAUUCAGUGUUAUCAGAUCAAAGGAAGAGAAUCAUGUAUGAUGCAGGCUUGUAUGACGCUGAAGAAGAUGAGGAUGAGGUACGCAAUUUAUUGUUCCUGUCCCCCCCCCCCCCCCCCCCCCGUCCUAUAUAGUAUAGUCAUAAAGGG
Molecule: messenger RNA, 368 nt
Organism: Lycium barbarum (goji berry)
Lineage: Eukaryota; Viridiplantae; Streptophyta; Magnoliopsida; Solanales; Solanaceae
Exons: 3
Coding region: 48-353 (101 amino acids)
Source: RefSeq, a predicted model, not a curated record